Messenger RNA from Acanthopagrus latus (yellowfin seabream), 2085 nucleotides. RefSeq lists its product as uncharacterized. Bases 58 to 711 code for a protein of 217 amino acids. Lineage: Eukaryota; Metazoa; Chordata; Actinopteri; Spariformes; Sparidae. The transcript has 6 exons. The record is from RefSeq and is a predicted model, not a curated record.
CACAUGACCAGUGGAGCGUAACCUGAUUGGCUGGACGUUGGAUGAAUUGCGACAGGGAUGGAUUGCUUCUCCUUGGUUACCCGGAUGGAAAUUGAUGAAGAUGCCAGCCAAAGCAAAGAGCAGAGAGCAGAACCAUUCACAUUAACACAGGAAAUUGAUGAAGAUGCCAGCCAAAGCAAAGAGCAGAGAGCAGAACCUUUCACAAUAACACAGGAAGUUGAUGACGAUGCCAGCCAAAGAGAAGAGCAGAGAGCAGAACUGUUCACAUUAACACAGGAAGGUGAUGAAGAUGCCAGCCAAAGAGAAGAGCAGAGAGCAGAACCUUUCACCUUGCCACAGGACAAUGUACCUCAAGCAAUAGAUGAUGUCAACACCCAUGGACUAACGGAGGAGCAAAGUUGCAUCUCGAUUCUCUCCUUUGCAUUGAGACACAACACUACAAGUGUAUUGAUGGAAGACCUGCUGAAACUUUUAAAGUUACAUUCUGCUGGGACAAGUGCAGUUCCAGCAAGCAAGUAUUUUUUGGAGAAAUCAUUAGCUGGUAUUGUAGAUCAAUUUGAACACCAUCAUUACUGCAGCGUAUGUACUAAGUACCUUGGCACUUCACAGUCACAAGAAGAAACACUUACAGUUGUGGUCAGAAGUUUACAUACAGUUCAUGUUCCUACACUAAAUCUCAUGCUAAGUUCAAGUUACAUAAUUGAAUCAUGAAUAAACUAGCAUCCAGGAAGCCCCAGGAUUAAUGCUUUUGUGAAAUAAAAAGAAAAGGCAAAAAUUCCUAAUAAUUUGAGAUUUAUUGAUAUUUCUUUGCAGAACACUGCUUUUUUACUGGGUCAUAAGUUUACAUACACCUUUGUCUUCAGGGCUUAGUACUUGGUAGCAUUUCCAUUAACUUUUAUAACUUCAGCAAGUUGCUUCGGAUAGCCAUCAAUGAGCUUCUCACAGUAAUCCUUUGGAAUUUUUGACCACUCUUCCUGGCAGAUUUGGUACAACUCGGUCAUAUUUGUCGGUCUUCUCUUACGGACUCGUUUCUUCAGUUCACGCCGCAUAUUGUCGAUCGGAUUGAGGUCAGGGUUUUGUGAAGGCCACUCCAGUACUUUCUGAAACCAUUUUGAAACUAAUUUUGCUGUAUGUUUUGGAUCAUUGUCCUGUUGAAAGAUCCAAUUUCAACCAAGCUGCAGAGAUCUGGCUGACUUUUUGAGGUUUCCUUGCAAUAUUUCCAAGUAUUGAUCUUUUCUUAUGAUUCCAUUGAUCUUCUGGAGUUCCCCAGUACCUGACACUGCAAAGCAACCCCACAACAUGAGACUUCCUCCACCUUGCUUGACCGUCGGAAUGGUAUUGUUGGGGUUAAAGGCUUCACCCUUUUGCCGGAAAACGUAUUGCUGAUCAUUAUGCCCUAACAGUUCAAUUUUCGUCUCGUCCGAACACAUGACACUCUUCCAGAAGGCUUUAACCUUAUGCUGGUACUCUUUUGCAAACUUAAGCCGAGCUUUUCUGUGUCUCUCUUUGAGUAAUGGCUUCUUUCUGGCCCGGUACCCUCUUAGCCCAUGUCUCACUCUCUUGACCGUGGACACUGAGACAUUUGUUCCUGAGGCAGCCAAUUCAUUGCAGAUGGCUUUCUUGGUGGUCCUGGGGUUAAUUUUCACCUUUCUGACCAAAAGCUUUUCAUCUCUAGAUGUUAAUUUCCAUUUCCUUCCAGACCUUGGCAUUACGGCUAUUCUCCCAAGGUGCUUAUAUUUGUGGACAAUUGUCUGAACAGAUGCCCUUGGUACAUCAAGCUGCCUUGAAAUGGUCCCAAGAGACGAGCCUGACUUAUGCAAGGCAACAAUUCGUUCCCUGAUGUCAAGGCUGUAUUCUUUUGACUUUCCCAUUGCAAGUCUUGAGUCAAAACGCAGUGUGUGUAAAGUCAACCUGCUUUUAUACCCCAUAAUUUCUACUUUCUAAUUUCUAAUUUUGACUUUUACACAACAUGAAUGAACACCAGACUAAAGGGAUGAUUCCAUGAAUGACUGCACAACCUGAUUUCAACUAAUUUACUGUUAAAUAGGCCAGACAAGUGGGUGUAUGUAAACUUGUGAACCACAA